ACAUAUGAACACCAUUGCAACCCUGUCCGGAACACGACGGCAUUCCUCCAUUUUCCAUCACCCUCCACGGCCUGAGUUCACCAGUUAUCUGACCUGAUCUCUCUUUCUCUCUCCCUCUCUCCUUGUCGCCAGCAGUCAAUCUAAGCACCCUCCUCUUCUCGAAAGAUCGACACUGCCGCUCAAGGCACACCGCACUCAACCCGUCCUGCGAGUCCGCUUUCGCGCCAACUCCUGUCGAUCCGCCUGCGGCUGAGCCUCGACCCUGCAGCCUCGUUUCGGUGUGUCCUGCAACAAACCUCGGUUCCCAGUCAGCUGCCUCGCCUUGGCUUAGGUCUCAACACCAUCCGUGCCGUCACUCCGUCCACCGCCAUCAUGUCCCUCGACUUGGAAAAGCAUUUGACCUUUUAUGGGGCUUACCACCACAACACUGUCAACAUUGGCAUUCACAUGGCCUGUGUGCCCCUCAUCCUCUUUUCGGGAUUUUGUCUAGCCACCAACACAGGAACUCUCAUCCCGCUUCCUAGCUGGCUCACUGUCCCUAACCUAGAACUCAACCUGGGAACCUUGGCCGCUUUGACUUGGGGUGGUCUGUAUGUUCUCCUCGAGCCUGUUGCCGGCACUCUGCUGGCCGUCAUCUGCCUGGCCGCCACCGCUGCUGGCAACUCCUUCAGGCUCCAGAACCCUGCCUUGACGAAUCAGGCCGCCAUCGGUGUUCACAUCGCCUGCUGGAUUUUCCAGUUCAUCGGACAUGGCGCCUUCGAGGGACGUGCGCCGGCUCUGCUGGACAACCUGGUCCAGGCUGUAUUCCUCGCGCCUCUUUUCGUCUGGCUCGAGUUUCUCUUCAAGCUCGGCUACCGACAGGAGCUCAAGGGCCGUGUCGACAAGGCCGUCAAGAAGGAAAUCGCCAAGUUCAGGGCCUCCAAGGCGAAUGGUGACGCCAAAAACGGUAAAGCACAAUAAACACAAACGUGGCCUAUCCAUCGACAAACAUUUAUUUAUCCGGUAUUGUGU
Molecule: messenger RNA, 1011 nt
Organism: Colletotrichum destructivum
Lineage: Eukaryota; Fungi; Ascomycota; Sordariomycetes; Glomerellales; Glomerellaceae
Product: Putative 2-hydroxy-palmitic acid dioxygenase Mpo1
Exons: 3
Coding region: 373-960 (195 amino acids)
Biological process (GO): sphingoid catabolic process
Cellular component (GO): endoplasmic reticulum
Source: RefSeq, a predicted model, not a curated record